GUGUUUGAUGACCAUGAGGAUGGCAUACUCAGAUAUGAUUUAGAUAGGCAAAGCCUUUCUAAUAUCGAGAUGCCGGAUUUGGAUUAUUAUAGCCGCCCGAGCAGCUUUAAGAUCUUGCGGACAGAUGAUGACAGUAUUGGCCUUGCAAUCUUGGAGUGCCAAAAAUUCCAAAUGUGGGAGAGGAAGCUUGGUUGUGAUUGUGUUGCUGGAUGGAUGCUGCAGAAGACCUUUCAAAUGAACAUGAUCCUUGGUUUGGGGCCUAUGGGAGGAGGGGAUAAUCUGAUGUUGGGGUAUGAUGAAGAUGAUCAUGAAAUUUAUGUAAGGACAGAUAUUGGUGUCUGCAUCAUCCAACUUGAGACAAUGCAGUUCAGGAAUCUUGGCGAAGAUAAUUUCACGACCACCGAAUAUUAUCCCUACAAAAGUUUCUAUACUGCAGUGAGUGACUUGUCAGCAUGCGAAAGAAGAGUUGGUGGCAUCCCCAGACCUCUAGCGAAGGAUGUCAGCAUCAUGUCUCCUGCUUCAAGGGGAGUAGGAGUGGCAGGAGACGUUGUUGCAGGUGCCUUGACUGGAACCGUAGCGGAAGGAGAUACGUUAGACAAGACACACAACAGAGUUCAAGGAAUCGAUACAGGUCUUAUGCCAAGCCGGGUACUGACACAAACUCGAAUUGAUGUAAUAUUCAAGAAAGAGAUGGAGACAAGAUCAAAACUCAGCAAAGCUUGGGCAAAAUGGUUUCGCAGCAAUGGUGUUCCAGAAAGUAAAGCAGACUGCCCACACUUCCGCAGCGCGAUGAAGUUAACACAGCAGCUAGGUACCCGAUUGCCUGUUCCUACAGGCGAUGAGCUAGGUGACAUAAAUCUGGACGCCGAGGAAGAACUUUCUUAAGUAGACGCGAAUGUUAACCACUUGUCCAUGGGCUGAUGACUCAUGCCUUUUUGUCCUAAGUGUGUAGGGUUAGUUAAGUACUGCCUCAUGAACUGUGCUUAGUUCUUCUGAGCCUUGGUUGUUUAUGAACUUCUAUCUGGUGAUGUUGAGUUGGUGAUGCACCAUUUUGCUAGUUUCGUCAAGUUUGGUGGAAGGAACAGCUUUAUUGUCAACCAAGUACAAGUAGGUAUUCGUAAUUUCGUUUUUAUUUGGAUCUUCUUGUGGGUGAUGAAGCUAUUGGUUAUUGCGCUUGUCUGGUCACUUGAUUGUUGAAUGUCACUGGGCGCUGGCGGUAUGUGAAUUAUCAUGUGAAAUAUUUGUUG
Triticum aestivum (bread wheat) is the source of this 1247-nucleotide messenger RNA. RefSeq lists its product as uncharacterized. NCBI's taxonomy places the organism in Eukaryota, Viridiplantae, Streptophyta, Magnoliopsida, Poales, Poaceae. Bases 70 to 885 code for a protein of 271 amino acids. The record is from RefSeq and is a predicted model, not a curated record. The transcript is spliced from 3 exons.